GUGGGCGGGUUCUAAUGUGUUUCUCGAUUUAACUUUGUAACGUAAUAAUAAUUAUUAGCUUGCUAUUUUUGUCAACAGCUAGAGAGUGUUUGAAGGUCUAUAUCAGCGUUAGCUACUAACAUCAAGAAUUUCUCGAGAAUUGCAGGGUCGGUGGAAAUGCGUUUAUUUUGCGCGUCAGUUGUUUUGUGCGUCUUCUCUGCAUGUCACAUGACCAUAUCCACCUGUGAUGAGCUCCUGACUUCAGAAGAUGCUGAAUUCUGCAAGGGAGAACUAAAGGUGACUUACCCUGAUCUGGUGGUUGACAAAUGCGUGAUUGUCCCUCAGAGAAUGAGAGAGAAGAUCAGUAGGGAAUGGGGACCACCUCAAGUACAGCUGCCAAGUGCUGAUGAGAAAAAGAAAUACACUCUAUUAAUGGUGGAUCCAGAUGCUCCUAGUCGUCAGAAACCCUCUCGCAGUUACUGGAGACACUGGUUACUGGUUGACAUUAAGGGGAAAGCGCUACGGAGAGGAGAUGUCAGCGGUGUUGAACUAUCCGCAUACACCCGUCCCAUUCCACCUCAAGGGACUGGACUCCACCGCUACCAGUUCUACGUCUAUGAGCAGCCUGGAGGCCAAAGCCUGUCCCUCAGCCCACAGGAGGAUAGCUCACGGGGUAACUGGGAUCCGCAGGCAUUUGUUCAGAGGUUUGGUCUGGCUACACCAGUGGCUUCGCUUCAGUUCCUCACCCAAAACCACAAGGACUAGAGGACACCUCCAACCAGCUACUCAACUUUGACCUCUGGCCUUCACCCACUCUGUGGCAGUUCUGAUAUUAUAUCCAGAAUUAAUGUAAUGCACAUUAGCAUUUCAGUGAAUAUUAAACUAAUAAAAGGUGAAAUGUUUCCUCCUGUCUGAAUUGUAACAUGACGAAAUGCGUUUGAUGAAAUAUCACAUAUCUGUUCACAAUAAUUUGAAUAAAAGCUAAAUUCAUAUCA
This is a messenger RNA of Labeo rohita (rohu), 974 nucleotides long. Its product is annotated as phosphatidylethanolamine-binding protein 4. Bases 157 to 744 code for a protein of 195 amino acids. The record is from RefSeq and is a predicted model, not a curated record. Lineage: Eukaryota; Metazoa; Chordata; Actinopteri; Cypriniformes; Cyprinidae. The transcript has 7 exons.